UUAAUUUCCUUUACCCCCAAAUUUCCUUCAUUUCUAGCCAAAAUUUAAAUGAGUAUCUCCUCUAGUCAAAGUAGUGACGACUCAAAUCCUGAUAAAGUUGCCAGUAAGCCUAUAGAUAUUCCAGGUCAAGCUUGCUGAGAGCACUCUAGUAAGGACUCUUGCUGAAUCUUCCUCUCAGAGCCUCUCUGAGAGGAAUGAAUCAGCAAAAAGCCCCCUUUAGGUAUGGAAACUCUAGUCCAGAAUAAGCUUGAUGCCUAUCUUCAGGAUGUGACCAGAUCAAUCCAAGAAUUAUCCACUAGAAUGAAAUAAUGCCAAAAAUCCCAAAUUUUUGAAGGAAUCUGUUGUUGAUUUCUUCUCACAGAGAAGAGCUGAUGCUCAUUUCUUGGAGAAGAAAAUUACUAAGAAGGUAUCUAAAUCUGAUGAUUUGCUCCGCAUGAUGCGGAAGGAUAUCAUGCCAGAUAAUUACAAGGCUUUGCUAAGGCAGAAGAUGGCUCAGAAUAUUUUGAAGCAACCUCAAAUGCUUCAGAGCUUGAGCUUUGCUCAAGCUCAACUUAUUGAGGAUCAGCCAGAUAGGUUCGAGGACCUUCCAGCAUACUUUGGGCCUGCAACGAGACCUCUUAGUGUCCAACCUCCAAGCUUGUAUCAACAGCACACCAUGAUGGAAGAAAUUGAGGAGAAAAAGAUCAUAAAUACUGUUCAAUUCCCACCUCCUCCAAUGCUGGCAAUCAAGUAUGGAGAAGAGCAGGAAGAAGAGCAAUUUAAAGAAUAUGGAUUUAACCCUGAUCUUAAGACUCCAUUUAAGCCGAAUGAAAAUCCAGCUGAAGUUCAGGAGAUAGAUAAAAUUUACAAGCAUUUCUAUACCUUAAAGUCUGAAAACUUGCAUAAGGUAUCAAUUCAUUCAACGCUGAUGACACCACCAAUUCUGUCAUGCCCGACUAUUCUUUAUGCACGAAUUGCAUAUUUCCCUGAUGACAGUCUGUACCUCCUGGGAGGUACAUCAGACUUUGAGUACAGACAGGUCUCAAAGAUGAUGUUCAAGGUGAACCCAGGGACUAGCAAGUUCUUCAAUGCUGAGCCCAUGCUACAAGCGCGAGCCAACUUUGGCAUAACUGUUUGCAUUCAUACGAAGAAGAUUUUUGUUGCUGGUGGAGACCUCAGCCUGACAAACACAAGCAAUGAGGCUGAGUAUUAUAACUGUGAAGAAAAUACCUGGUCAUCGCUUGGCAAAAUGCAGCUCAAAAAGUCAGCAACCAGCCUCUUACUGAUAGGCCAGAGAUAUUUAUACUCUUUUGGAGGAAUCUGUAAGGAGAAGAUAGAUUCCCCCAUCAUCGAUAGGAUUGAAAGAACUGACCUUCAAGAAGGGAAUGGCCAGUGGUUACUUCUAAAUCUGCUUCUGCCAACCCCUAUCAGUGAUAUUGGUUGAGUACAAGCAAGUCCAGAAGAAAUUCUUCUCUUUGGUGGUUGGAACAAAGAGCCUGUCGACAGAAUGUUCAUUAUCCGAAUCCAAAACAGUAUGCAUUAUCUAGUGAGAUAUGAGAAUACAAUGAACCAGCCUGAUUCCUUUACUAUCAACGGAGUCUAUUCCCUUGAAAAAAGUGGCAUGAGGGUCUGAGGUCAGAGAUAUGUCCAUAUAUUCAACUGUGAACGGAUGAAUUUCACCUCAAGAGAAAUUCUUGAAAGGGUAGUUCAAAUAUAA
Messenger RNA from Moneuplotes crassus, 1696 nucleotides. The record is from the annotation of a GenBank genome assembly. Lineage: Eukaryota; Ciliophora; Spirotrichea; Euplotida; Euplotidae.